GCUCUCUGUCUACAUACACGUCUGUUUAAAUCCGCGCUUGUACAGCACUCCCAGGCUGUCUUUCCCCACAUUUAUCCUUGGACUUCCCACGUCAGGCCUUGUUGCAGGCUAUUAUAGAAUCUGUCCUACCUAUCCAUCAAACGACUCGGACACGUUCGACGUACACCACUGUAAGGCUAUCUGAAGGAUAAGACUCCCUCGAAUUCUCAGAGUAUCUCUGAACUAUGCCUGAGAGAGUGUUCAUCAUCGGGGCGGGAUGUACGGCGUUCAUCAAGCCGAGAGGUUUGAGGUCGACGAACGACAUGGGCUUGGAGGCAGCGACGAAGGCCUUGCUUGACGCAGGAAUUACCUACGAGGACGUUGAACAUGCCUACGUCGGGUACUGUUACGGCGAUUCGACGACCGGACAAGCCGCCCUAUACAACCUCGGCCUAACCGGAAUCCCCAUAACCAACGUCAACAACAACUGCUCGACUGGCUCAACCGCUCUCUACAACGCAGCCAACCUCAUCCGGGGAUCCCUCGCUCAAUGCACCCUAGCGCUCGGCUUCGAGCGCAUGGCGCGUGGGUCGCUUGGGAGUAACUGGAAGGACAGGGAGAGCCCGACUAUGCCUCUGAAUAAAGCGAGUGAAAGGGCGGAGGAGGUGUGGGGUGUUAAUCAUGGCCCCGGGGCGCCGAGGAUGUUUGGGAACGGGGCGAGGGAGUAUUUUGAGAGGUUUGGUGGGGAUGAGAGGGUUUUGGCGAAGAUUGCGUCCAAGAACCAUAAGCAUUCGGUGAAGAAUCCCUAUUCGCAAUUCAGGGAUGGAUGGACGGAGGAACAAGUCCUCGCUGCGCCGAAGAUCACCAAGGAGCUCACGAAGUAUAUGUGCAGUCCCACUUCCGACGGCGCCGCAUGCUGCAUCGUCGCCUCCGAAACCUUCGUCCAUGCGCACAAUCUCGAGAACCAAGCCAUCGAGAUCGUAGCCCAGGCACUGACCACGGACUCGCCUGAAGCCUUCGAAGGAAGGAGUGCGAUGGAUGUCGUGGGAUACGCCAUGUCGAAAAGGUGCGCGGAUAAGGUGUUCAAGGAUGCGGGCUUUGCGGAAGGGCAGGGCAGGGAUCAAGUAGGUGUGGUGGAGCUGCAUGACUGUUUUGCGGCGAAUGAGCUCAUAACUUAUCCGGCGUUGGGGCUCUGCCCGCUCGACGGUGCCGUCAAGCUCGUCGAGGCCGGCGAUAAUACUUACGGCGGCAAGUACGUCGUGAACCCAAGCGGAGGCCUUGAAGCGAAGGGUCACCCAUUGGGGGCAACCGGACUCGGCAUGCAUUUCUACAUCUCCAUGCAACUCCGUAACUGGGCCGGUCCGAUGCAAGCACCAGGCUUGUUCGACGUUUCUGACAAACGAGGAAAAUAUGGUCUGGUACAUAACGUCGGACUUGGUGGAGCCGUCGUCGUUAGUCUCUUGAGAAGGCCAGAGUUCUUCGAGGAAGGUGGACAGGAUGGGAGAGAUCGGGUGGGAUACAAUCAUGCGCAGGAGUGUAGGCCGAUUACGAGGAAGGAUGUGGAUAAGGUCAAGGCGCAGGCUUCAAGUGAGCAUGUGUUGGAGUUUGCGAAGCUGUGAUCUGGGCCUCCGGUCUUGAUAUGUAUGAGUACUUCAGUCGUGGGUUCGUGUACGAAUAAGUGGUAUAUGUUUUGCUCUUGUUCUGCAAUGCUAUAAAUUUCUUCUCUCAGAGGGAAGCUUUC
Molecule: messenger RNA, 1720 nt
Organism: Stereum hirsutum FP-91666 SS1
Lineage: Eukaryota; Fungi; Basidiomycota; Agaricomycetes; Russulales; Stereaceae
Product: thiolase-like protein
Exons: 12
Coding region: 225-1598 (457 amino acids)
Molecular function (GO): acyltransferase activity, transferring groups other than amino-acyl groups
Source: RefSeq, a predicted model, not a curated record